AGUACAGAACGUUUAAAAUUACUCGCACUCCACGAAUUUCCGGAGUCCUCGACAGGCAUGCAAUCGACGUGUGUCUUUAGGCUUUCCUCGGCUUUGGUCGUUCAAAAUUGAUCACCUGUCUUUGAUCGUGAGCAGCGCGUCAAAGAUCUCGAAGAUCCAUACGUGGCGAAAUGGAACAGCAAAUCACGAUUGAACUAGCUGAAGGUGGCACUAUUUUCAAUGUCGAGAAUACAAUCAACGGCAAUGUUGUCCUGCGUAAUGCCAAACCAGAGCUGAUUGGUUCGAUCCGCAUGGUCCUCUCUGGUCGUACCAAGACCAAGAUCGUCGAGAAGAAUAACAGAAACGCGACGUAUCGAGGCCGCCACUUCUUGUUUAUUCAAAAGACUGUUAUAAAUGCCGAAUCCACCCCAUUGGAGCCAGGCCAGAAGUAUAUCUGGCCGUUCACCAUCGCCUUUCCUACCUUCUUGCCACCACCUGACAUACGGGCGGCGAGCGUCGACGGCAGUACGCCACCAACUUUCCGGGCCGACGAUAUUAGUUUCUCGGUCAAUGCCAAAUGUUUCGUGGAGUACAUGAUCGCUGCAAUCAUUUUCAAGCAUCAGUCGAGAGUCGUCCUUCACAAGAGAGAGAAGGUUGUGAAAUACGUGCCGAAUUUUCCACACCACCAGGAGCUCCCACCGCAGAUGGACAAACUUUGGAACCAGAAGUUCAUGGCUCGGAGUCUUCUAUUGCUGCCAGAGAACGAGGGUCGAUGUCUAACGCGGAGAGAGAAAGUCAAGUCAGUGUUCCAGAGCAGCAAGUUACCAUGCUCGGCAUUCCAGUUCAACGUCUCGUUUCCAACUUGUCUUCUAGUAGGGCACAAAUUGCGCAUUUUUACAACCAUAGCGCACUUGUCGGAAGAAUCUACGGUCAUUCGACCGCCGCAGGUGACGCUAGCGACUCUAUCUGUCGUGUUGAAAAGUCGCACAUCCCUCCAAGCGGACGGAACUUUCCACCCGCAUAACCACGUCCAGCAGAGCACGUGUUGGACGAGGACUUGGACCAAUGAUGGCCCAUUCUUGGAAAGCGAAAAUUGGCAGCAGACCUUCGACGCGACACUCCCGAGGACCCUACAUCCAACCUUCAACACAUAUAACAUCAGCAGGAGUUACUAUCUCAAGAUCACCGGUAUCCUAAAGUGCGCCAAUGAGAAAUUCGACGUCAAAGUACGUGGAGGUUAUAUCGAUCUACAUUUGUAUCCGCCUAGACUGCCUGCUGUGUCCUCGGAGGGCGAUGGGCUGCCGACGUACAGAGAAGCAAUGGCGAUCGCACCACCACCGCGACUGGAUAGCGACAGUGAUUGAUAGAGGUCUGGCUGGAUGCGGUCACUACCAGUGAUCAGAGACACAUCUACUCCCAUCUAGGGAUUGAU
Messenger RNA from Paraphaeosphaeria sporulosa, 1411 nucleotides. RefSeq lists its product as uncharacterized. The record is from RefSeq and is a predicted model, not a curated record. Gene Ontology annotation, cellular component: cytosol; plasma membrane; cytoplasm. Gene Ontology annotation, biological process: ubiquitin-dependent endocytosis. Lineage: Eukaryota; Fungi; Ascomycota; Dothideomycetes; Pleosporales; Didymosphaeriaceae. The transcript has a single exon. The coding region runs from base 171 to 1343 and encodes 390 amino acids. Gene Ontology annotation, molecular function: protein-macromolecule adaptor activity; ubiquitin protein ligase binding.